Salpingoeca rosetta is the source of this 1415-nucleotide messenger RNA. RefSeq lists its product as uncharacterized. NCBI's taxonomy places the organism in Eukaryota, Choanoflagellata, Craspedida, Salpingoecidae. The coding region runs from base 175 to 942 and encodes 255 amino acids. The record is from RefSeq and is a predicted model, not a curated record. Gene Ontology annotation, molecular function: intramolecular lyase activity. The transcript has 2 exons.
UGCUGCUUCUUGCUGCUGACACCACGCACGCUCGGAUACACAACCAAGGCACCGACCGCACCAACCACAUACAGAGCACAACCACACGAUACCACCAAGCGGCUCAGCUGUCUCUCUCUCUCUUCCUUCCUGCUUCCACAAUUCCUCCUACACACGUACAUCCCCUCCGUUGAGAUGGCGUUUGCACGGUUGUUUGCACGUGCGGCAGCAACGGUUGCUGGUGCAGGUGUUGCGGCUGCCGCAGUUGCCACGUCUGCCGCGUCGCCGUCUGCAAGUCUGAUGCGCGUGCCUGCGCAUGCGGCAUGUGAGCCCAUCCACGAGCCGCUCAACCCAAACAGCACCAGCGUCAACCCAGAUGACGAGCAAGUCGUUGACAGGGACUCUGGCAAGUCCUUUCUUCGACACAUUAGCAUGUUCAGUGGCGUGCCUGGUGCUCUCAUUGGUGCUGCGUGCAGGCGCCGCUUUGGGCUCAUCUCCGUGUAUGGCGUUGGGUUGUAUGUGGCGGAGAGCGAGGCAACCAGCUUGAAUGCCCCAACAGACAUCCUCAAGGGCACGGUCGAGGCGGAGCUGCAGCUCAAGUUCUGCCGCACCGUGGAGCGGGAGACCAUCACUGCCAGCAUCCGCGAGUCCAUGGAGCCCCGCAUGCCCGACAACCAGAAGGGCGCACUCGACGGCUUCAUUGACGCGCUGCACGACUUCCUGGACGGUCCCGCAUAUGACGGCAUGCUGCUCGGGUUCCACUGGGAUGGCAGCGUGCUGACCACGUACGCAGAGGGCGAGCGUCACGAGCACCACGCGGAGAUGGGCAUCAAGAGCGAAGCCAUUCCGCGCGCCCUCUUUGCCGUCUACCUCGACGAAGACGCCGUUGUUCCGCCAGAGAAGUUUGUUGAGGGCCUCGAUCAGCUCAAACAGGCCAACGCGCCCCCGCAGGACCAGGAGUAGCGUGCAUCCAUGUUGCGUGCGUGUGUGCGUGUGUGCACACGUGUGAACAUUCACAUGCAUAAACGCGCUGUGCUGUUCUGUGCACGCCGUACCACGCCACGUUGCACCAUGCAUCCUGUUGCAUCUGCCCUGCUGUGCUCGGUAUUAGUCAAAAACACCAGUCGGUCUCGUUCCUCGUCGUGCACCCACCACGUCGCCACCGCGUCGCGUCGUUUCAUUCGACUUUACCUCCUCUCUCUCCUCCCCACACCCCCACUUGCUGCACUUUGUUGGACGAACACUGCCACUGUUGUCAAUAGCCAUCCAAGCGUUUGCCACCGCCUCCCUGUCCUAUAUCUGCAUGUCUGUCUGUCCAUCUCAUGUGUUGCUGUGUCUUGUCCAGAACCACUUCCCUACUCCUCCUCCUCCUCCGCCUUUCGCUUGGCAUAACCAAUUCCUCCCACCACCUCCAUCCAGUACACAACAAACCCGCC